AUGACAUUGGCGGAAAGGAAAAACGCUGCUUAUCUCCUAGAAUACACAACUGUCACCCCGUUCACCUACCUUCUCUACCCGAGCUCUUUCAAAUGUCUUUUCUGCGAGGAUAAGUUCAUGGAACUCCAAACGGUUUUGGAACAUUCCAGAAAGCAUGAAGUUCCAGAACAUGACCAGAUUUUGAAGGACAUCUUGAAGAAAGGCAAGAAGAGAAUUAAAGUUGACAUCUCGAGUUUGGAAUGUAGGAUAUGCAAGGAAUCUUUAGUUUCUUUGGCCAACGCGGUAUGCGACUCGUGUGGCAAAGGGUUUCUGUCUUACCAACGUCUUAUAACACAUAUGGAGAGUCACAAAAACGGGACAUAUCCGUGCGAGAAAUGUAAGAAAACCUUCCCAAGCGUCUCCAAACUGAAGUAUCACAAUGAUAAAACCCAUAGCAAAGUGGGCAAAGCAAAGUUGGCCAAAUGUCACAAAUGUCUGGAACGAUUCGAGCACCAUUACGAGAAAAUCAACCAUUUGAAAGAAAUCCACGGGGUUUCCUUUACAUAUGCAUGCGAAACUUGCAAUUUGAUGUUCAAAACGCGGCAUUCCUUGAGCAUGCAUGUUAUUAAGUAUCACACGCAGAAUAUAAUCUGUGAAAUAUGCAGGAAAACGUUUUCUGAGCGCUGCCAUUUAAGGAAGCAUAUGGCGAUACACACUCUAGAACGGAAUUACGUGUGCCCGAUCUUAUCAGAUCAAGUCUUGAGGGUAAUAUUUCAUCUUCUAGGUAAAACUGAAAAGGACUGGUCGAAGAUAGCAGAGCGGCGGGGACCCGGGCCAAUUCUACGCGAGAACUCCUUGAAACUCAUCGAAAACUCCACAAUGUUCGUUUUCCAGUACAACAAGAGUUGGUACAGCUGCUACUGCUGCAAGGAGACCUUCCCAGACAUGAUCCAACUACGAGACCACACCGAAAACGCACAUAACCUACAGGACAUCGAAAAGAGAAUCAUAAGCCAGCAGAAUAAAUUGCUAAAAGUGGAGAUAUCAUUUCUGAAAUGCAAGAUUUGCGACCAAAAUCUAACCACCCUUCCAGAAUUCAGGCAACAUCUCCAGGAUACGCACACCAUGGAAUUCGGACACGGGCAAGAUUUGCUCAUGCCGUACAAACUGCAAACCGAAGGCUUGAAAUGCCAGAUUUGUACCGAAAGCUUUUACAAUUUCAGACUCUUGAACAUGCAUAUGAACAAACUACACUUUCAGAAUCAUAUUUGCGACGUUUGCGGCGCAAGUUUCGCUAACUUAGUGUUCUUAAACUUACAUAAAACCCGUUCACAUAGGAAAAUUCGUUGCGAGGUCUGUAAUUUGAGUUUUGUCAGUCGUUCGGACAAGAAGGACCACGAUAUGAACGAACAUAAUGUACAAUUUGUGAGAAGGCAAAGAUUCCCUUGCCCGUACUGUAACGAAAGAUUCUUCCAAGAGAAUUUCAAGAUGGUACAUCUGGUGGAGAAACAUGGGAUGGUUAAGCCUGAACACAAGUGUUCUCUAUGCGCCAAAGUGUUUAUAACUAAAGCAUUAUUAAACAAUCAUGUUAAGAAUGUUCAUAAGAAAGAGAGGAAGCAUGAAUGCGAUGUCUGCCAGAAUGUGUUUUACACUAGAUCUGAUUUGCUGAGGCACAGGGUAACGCAUACGGGCGAAAAAAAGUUUUCCUGUGCCCUCUGCAAUUGCCCGUUUGCUACGAAGGAUUCCUUGAGGCGACAUAUGAAAAGAAAUGCAUGCCGGUCAUAGAAUAAGUGGUUGUCCUGAUUGUUAGGGUUCCUCUCGGACCCUACGGAACUCUUAUAGAAUCACGUUGUCUGUCUGUCUGUCAA
Molecule: messenger RNA, 1847 nt
Organism: Maniola jurtina (meadow brown)
Lineage: Eukaryota; Metazoa; Arthropoda; Insecta; Lepidoptera; Nymphalidae
Product: zinc finger protein 62-like
Exons: 3
Coding region: 1-1764 (587 amino acids)
Biological process (GO): regulation of transcription by RNA polymerase II
Cellular component (GO): nucleus
Molecular function (GO): RNA polymerase II transcription regulatory region sequence-specific DNA binding; DNA-binding transcription factor activity, RNA polymerase II-specific
Source: RefSeq, a predicted model, not a curated record